AUGGCCGGUCGUGGAGGCGUAGUCAACGACACCAAGAGCGGCAUCCCCUCAUGGGACGGUAUUGUCCCUGUUCAAUGCCAACCAAACCCAUCAAUUCUCCGGCUAAGUGCCAGCCUCACAUGGGUCCAAGCUCAUGAACCUCUACAUGCCGAUAUUGAUUAUAACAAGACCAACGGGGUUGGACCAGGGAUGUCAUUUGCCAAUGCAAUCUUGACGAAAGUGCCUAACUUUGGUUCCAUUGGUUUAGUACCGUGCGCAAUUGGAGGGACUACAAUAAGUGAAUGGGCAAAGGGAGGUUUCCUUUAUGAACAAUUGGUGAGGAGGACUCAGGCCGCCUUGCAAAAUGGUGGCGUCAUUAGAGCUAUGUUAUGGUAUCAAGGGGAGAGUGAUACCGAAAUCAAAGAAGAUGCUGAUGCGUAUAAAGGGAGAUUAGACAAGUUUUUCACAGAUCUCCGCGCUGAUCUAGAGUAUCCAGUGUUACCAAUAAUUCAGGUGGCUCUGGCAUCAGGGAAGGGUCCAUAUGUGAAGAUUGUGAGAAACGCUCAAUUGGGAAUUAAGCUUCCUAGCGUGCAAUGUGUUGACGCCAAGGGACUUCCGCUGGAACCCGAUAAGUUGCACCUUACCACACCGGCUCAGGUUCAACUGGGGGAGACGUUGGCUGAUGCAUUUCUUCAAUCCUUGCAUAACCCAAUUCACAUUACCAAAUGGUUUCUUUUUGCUCGAAAGCAACAACAGCGGCAGGCAAUAUUGGCACUCUUCUCAGAGUAA
Molecule: messenger RNA, 768 nt
Organism: Dovyalis caffra
Lineage: Eukaryota; Viridiplantae; Streptophyta; Magnoliopsida; Malpighiales; Salicaceae
Source: the annotation of a GenBank genome assembly